Messenger RNA from Rubroshorea leprosula, 600 nucleotides. Lineage: Eukaryota; Viridiplantae; Streptophyta; Magnoliopsida; Malvales; Dipterocarpaceae. The record is from the annotation of a GenBank genome assembly.
CCGGGACUUGUAUAUGAAACUUCUAAAGAAGACUACAUAAAUGUGCUUUGCAGCAUUGGAUAUACUUCAGAUAUUAUUAGAAUAAUUUCUGGAGAUAACAGCUCUUGCUCGGGAAGCUCAAAGAAUGAAUCGGCAAGGGAUAUGAAUUAUCCUUCACUGGCAGCUCGGGUUCCUGUAAGCAAACCUUUCAAACUUGAGUUUCAUAGAACAGUUACAAAUGUUGGCAGUGCAAAUUCCACUUACAAGGUACAACUCUCUCAAAAUUCCAAGCAUAGUCUCAAUGUCACAGUGGUUCCUGAAGUUUUAUCUUUCAAGUCUAUAAAUGAGAAGAAGUCUUUCAGCGUUACUGUUACUGGAGAAGGUUUUGAGAAAUUUGAUCAUGUGGCUACUGACUUGGUAUGGUCUGAUGGUAGCCAUAUAGUUAGAAGUCCUGUUGUGAUACAUUCAUACGCCUUCGAUACAUUUCAAUGAUCGAGCUUCUUGCAAUCUUGUUCUACAGAUUUCUCAAAUUCAUCUUAAUUAAUAUGUAAGGCCUAGCAGUAGAGAUCCUAAAUGACACUUAAAAAAAAAAAAAUGCUGCAGUAAAAUUCAGUUACUUCG